Rattus norvegicus (Norway rat) is the source of this 989-nucleotide messenger RNA. RefSeq names its product ubiquitin-conjugating enzyme E2T (gene Ube2t). Gene Ontology annotation, biological process: protein K29-linked ubiquitination; protein K27-linked ubiquitination; DNA damage response. Bases 159 to 773 code for a protein of 204 amino acids. The transcript has 7 exons. Lineage: Eukaryota; Metazoa; Chordata; Mammalia; Rodentia; Muridae. Gene Ontology annotation, molecular function: ligase activity; ubiquitin protein ligase binding; chromatin binding. The record is from RefSeq and is marked validated.
CCGGGUUCAGCCUGGGCACUGCAGACACACGAGCGGAAAGCCGGGUUGCUGAGGAGUGCCGUGGGAGCCACCCGAGGGGACGUACCCGAGGUCACGUACACCCCACCAGCCCUUAGUGUGGAGCAGGGAACUGUUUAUGGUUCCUUUCACUUGAAACCAUGCAGAGAGCUUCACGCCUGAAGAAAGAACUGCACAUGCUAGCCAUCGAACCUCCCCCAGGCGUCACGUGCUGGCAGGAAAAGGACAAAAUGGAUAAUUUGCGAGCUCAAAUACUAGGUGGAGCCAAUACACCUUAUGAGAAAGGUAUUUUCACACUGGAAGUUAUCGUUCCUGAAAGGUACCCAUUUGAGCCACCACAGAUCCGAUUUCUGACUCCAAUCUAUCAUCCAAACAUUGAUUCUAGUGGAAGGAUUUGUCUAGAUAUUCUCAAAUUGCCACCAAAGGGUGCAUGGAGACCGUCCCUCAACAUUGCCACUGUAUUGACCUCUAUUCAGCUGCUCAUGGCCGAGCCCAAUCCUGAUGACCCACUAAUGGCUGACAUUUCUUCAGAAUUUAAAUAUAACAAGAUCGCUUUUGUCAAGAAAGCAAGACAGUGGACAGAGACUCAUGCAAGACAGAAACAAAAGGCUGGUGAAGAGGAGGUAGGCAUCUCAUCGGAGGUUGGUGACUCUGAGGAAAGCCACUCCACACAGAAAAGGAAGGCCAGGCCACUAGGAGGAAUGCAAAAGAGGUUUUCUCCUGAUGUUCAGAGAGUCUGUCCUGGUCCCUCUUAGUUACUGGCAGUCUGUGUCAAGGUGGUCUCCUUGCUUGCUUCUUUUCAAUGUUUUUCUUUGUGUUUGAUGACAAAUGUUUGUAUCCUUACAAAAGACCUCGUAUGUUUACGAAUUCUGCCAUGCAGCGAUUCUUUAAGAAUAGUUUGUUUUAUUUAUCUUGUACAUAUGUAUUUAGAAAACUUUUAAACUUGAAAAAUAAAUAAUACUUAAUGUUAA